Messenger RNA from Neopsephotus bourkii (Bourke's parrot), 1266 nucleotides. RefSeq names its product ALG2 alpha-1,3/1,6-mannosyltransferase (gene ALG2). Lineage: Eukaryota; Metazoa; Chordata; Aves; Psittaciformes; Psittacidae. Bases 13 to 1248 code for a protein of 411 amino acids. The record is from RefSeq and is a predicted model, not a curated record. The transcript is spliced from 2 exons. Gene Ontology annotation, molecular function: GDP-Man:Man(1)GlcNAc(2)-PP-Dol alpha-1,3-mannosyltransferase activity; alpha-1,3-mannosyltransferase activity.
ACCGCAGCAGCUAUGGCAGCGGCGGAGGAGGAUGGUGGGGAGGGCCCGUCCGUGCUGUUCCUGCACCCGGACCUGGGGCUGGGCGGCGCGGAGCGGCUGGUGGUGGACGCCGCGUUGGCGCUGCAGGCGCGGGGCUGCCGGGUGCAGAUCUGGACGGCGCACUACGACGCCGGGCGGUGCUUCGCGGAGACGCGCGGCCUGUCGGUGCGGCAGGCCGGCGGGUGGCUGCCGCGCAGCCUGUGGGGCCGCGGACACGCGCUGUGUGCCGCCCUGCGCAUGGCCUUCGUGGCGCUCUACAUCCUGCUGCUCAGCGGAGAGUGGGCCGACGUCUUCGUCUGCGACCAGGUGUCUGCUUGCAUUCCUGUACUCAGACUGGCCAGAACUCGUAAGAAGGUUUUGUUUUACUGUCACUUUCCUGAUCAGCUUCUGACCAAGAGAGAAUCUGUCCUAAAGCGUAUCUACAGAUUACCCCUCGACUGGCUAGAAGAGUACACAACUGGCAUGGCAGACUGUAUUGUUGUGAACAGCAGGUUUACUGCCAGUGUGUUCAAGGACACAUUUAAGUCCUUAUCUCACAUAAGCCCAGAUGUCCUCUACCCAUCGCUCAACAUCAGUAGCUUUGAAACAGUUGUUCCUGCAGACAUAGCUGACCUGAUACCAAAAAAGAAAAAGUUCUUGUUUCUUUCCAUUAAUAGGUAUGAGAGAAAAAAGAAUCUAGCAUUGGCUCUUGAAGCUUUGCAUGAGCUUCGAGGAAGACUUGAUUCUCACGAGUGGAAUGAAGUUCACCUGGUUAUGGCAGGCGGUUAUGACAAAAGAGUUCUGGAAAAUGUGGAACACUAUGAAGAGCUGAGGAGACUUGCAGCCAAGCUUAAUGUUAAUGACCAUGUCACUUUUCUGAGAUCCUUCUCAGAUGAACAGAAAAUCGCUCUUUUUAAUAACUCUAUAUGUGUGCUUUACACACCAAGCAAUGAACAUUUUGGCAUUGUCCCUCUGGAGGCAAUGUAUAUGAGAUGUCCAGUUAUAGCGGUUAAUUCAGGCGGUCCUUUAGAAUCAGUCUUGCAUAAUGUUACAGGAUUUUUGUGUGAUCCUCUGCCAACACAAUUCUCCGAGGCCAUGGAAAAAAUUGUAAGAGAUCCUCUCUUAAAGAACACAAUGGGAACAGCUGGUAGAGCCAGAGUUAUGGAAAAAUUUUCCUCAGAAGCAUUCAAGGAACAGCUGUACCAAUACAUAUGCAGAUUAACACAAUAAAAUUAUAUUCCGAUAUUA